CCGAGCCACGAAAAUAGCGAAAAAAGCGUAUUAUUACAUAAAAUACGGCAAAUUAUCGUGCAUUGUGAUAAAAUAACGCGAAAUUCGCGACUGCCAUACACAGAAAACAACAAAUUUCCCAGAACAAUGACGGAAAAAGUCGCCAAGUAUACAUCGGAAAGCGACGACGAAUCGGAGAAACCAAAAUUUCAAUCGCCGGAAAAAUUGAAGGACCCGAAUUUGACGACGGCGGUUAGUGCGGAGUCAGAUGAAUAUGACACAGCAAGCGAGGAAUCAGGCAGCGGCGAAUAUAGUGAUGAAUCGGAAACAGAAGGCGGAGAAGAUCAAGACGAAGAAAAUGAGGAUGGAAGCGUUAUUUUGGAUGUUGAACGUCAAAGCGGAGAUGGGCAAGAGAAUGAUGGAGAGAACAAGAAAAAGGUCGAUGAUGACGAAGAUCGCAGUAAUCCACAAUAUAUCCCGAAAAAGGGCACGUUUUAUGAACACGACGAUCGUACGGCGGAAGAUCUCGAUGCCGAAGUCGAAGUUGUCGAAGGCGAAGGAGAAGAAGGCGACAGCGGAGAACCAUCAGCGACAAAAGCAGGCAAAGAAAAAGAAGCUAAAGAAGUAAAACCGACUCGUAAAUGGCAAGCAUCGCAAGAUCGAUGGACUCACGAUCGUUUCGAAGAGAAUGAACAAGCUCCCAAAUCGCGAAAUGAACUUGUCUCCGCCUACGGAUACGACAUUCGAAGCGAAGAUGCGCCGCCCAAGGCUCGAAGACGCAAGCGAUACGGCAAAGGACCCAACAAAUACACGCGAAAUUGGGAAGACGAAGCAGCAUAUGCCAAACAACCGCAACAGCGAAAACUCCGGCCUGAAGAUUUCCCCGCAUUGGGUACGGAAAACCAAAAACGCGUCGGAAAAUCGUCCCGCGCGCGACAAUCAAGCGAGUACAAGGAAAAUAACGAUCGAAAUAUCGAGCGAAAUGAGGAUCGCCGUUCGCAUGAUGCGCCUCGUGAACGUCCCGAUAUACGAGAUCGCGAUAAUAAUCGAGAUCAGCAGAGACGAGGCUUUGGAAAGGAUAACAAACAAGCGGGAACGUCAAAUAAUAGACGUCGCGACAGUAACCAACAACGGAAUAACGCAAGAAAUGAGAAUAAUUACAAUCGCGGAGCGGAUAGGGGACAGCAACAGCAGCAAAAUACGAUGGAAUUCAUCAAUCAGAACCGAAACAAAGAACAAAAAGAUCAAAUCUCGCACAGUAAUCAACGAUAUGCAUCACAACAGCAACAACAGCAGUCAUCGCAGAACGCGAAUUAUCACCAAAUGCAUCAGCAGCAAUCGCAACAAGGUCAUUCCUACGCGAAUCACGAACACGGGAACAAGGAAUCACACAAUAAUUACAACAACGCUCGAAUCAGCAACCAACCGCGGUAUCAGGAGAACUUGGAUUAUCAAAUGUCGAAUAAAGAUCCGCAAAGGGAUCAACGUCAAACGACUCCAAUUGCCCAAAAUCAAGUUAUGCAACAGCAACAAAUGCAGAAUUACGUUCAAAUGCAACAAAAACAACAGCAACAAGUUCAAAUGCAACAAAUGAGUCAACAACAGGCGCAAGAUCCUUCCCGUUCGAAGCGUUAUUCGAGUUUACGUCAACGUGGCAUGGAUGGAAAUGCUCCUUCGCAGCAGCAAACACAACAGCAAAACCCGCAAAUGAUGCCCGAUCAAAGUAAUAUGAUGUCUGAAGCGGCAAUCCUUCAGCAAUUGCAGCAAAAUGAAAAACUCAAGCAUCAGGCGAUGGCUCAUCAGAAGCAAAUUUCCUACCAUCAAGCGAUAACUCCUCAAGUUUCCGCGUCGCAGCAACAACAAAAUCCUCCGCAAUCAUCUCCCGCGCCCCAAAAUGCCCCCAAUGCGCAAUAUCCUCCGCCAUAUUACGCACAAACAGCUGCCGAUUAUCAAGCGCCCGCAUCUCAACAAACGCCCCAAACACAAAUGAUCGCCGCAGGUCCUUCGCCGCAGCAAAAUGUUCCGCCCGCAGCACAAUACGCUCAAUACGCGGGACCCCCGAAUGCUCCAUCGUACAUUCAAAAUGCCUAUCUUCCGCAGCCGCAGGCAGGUCCCGUUGUUCCGCAGCAACAACCGCCGCCCCAAAUGUACGUUCAAUCCGUUAAUCCGCCGCCGCAGCAACAAUUUCAACCACAAUACUCCGGAUACACGCCCAAUUAUACGCCCCAAGCUGCUCCGAAUGCCGCGACGCCCAUUUAUCAAAGUCAACCGCCCCCAAUUACGUAUUUUGCACCCACCGCAGCGCCCGCGAAUCCUCCGCCGACACGCGUUACGCGACGACCCACGAAUGCGAUUCCGAUUUUGGCGCCGCCAGAACGUGCGGGAAAUGGAAAACGCACGGAUUAUGAGAAUGCGACGACAAACACGACGACGAAUACGGGUGAUAAAGAUUCCGCGGGAGGAGGAAAUAAACAAGCUGCGGAAAGUGCGGAAAAUAUCGAUCAUAUCUUGGAUAAUAUGUUUGUGCGAAGACCGCCUUUGCAACCGACGCCAAUUAUGAAAAGUGCUUCUCCGAGCAUAGAAAGUAGUGUUAAGAACCUUUCCAUCAAAGACGACUCAAAGGAAGAAAAACUCGCAACAACCGAAAAAGUGGGCUAAUUGCUGUGUAAUUGCUGAAAAAAAUAUUGGUGCAUGUCUAAAAAAAAUUUUCUUUCUUGUUUGACAUUUUUCUCACAUUUAUUACUCUUUUUUUAUAAAUCGACUUAUUUAUAAUUAUUUUUGCGUUUUUCGAGCUCAGAGCUCUUUAUCUUAUAUCUUUUUAUUUUCUCGAUAAAUAAAAAUAGUAUUUAAAGUGAAAAUUUAGACUUAAGCCAAGCUGUUACGAGAUUCUUCGUAGAAAUUAGAAAAAAAAAUACAAAAAAAAUUGUUAGAUAUUUAAGCACUAAAAAGCGAGAUAUUUUGUAUAAUUCGUAAAAAGAACAUAAAAACUUGCUAAUUUUAUGACUAAUAAUUGUUAAAAUUUAGAAAUUAUGUAUCAUCGU
This is a messenger RNA of Culicoides brevitarsis, 3020 nucleotides long. Its product is annotated as bromodomain-containing protein DDB_G0280777-like. The transcript is spliced from 4 exons. Lineage: Eukaryota; Metazoa; Arthropoda; Insecta; Diptera; Ceratopogonidae. Gene Ontology annotation, molecular function: mRNA binding. The record is from RefSeq and is a predicted model, not a curated record. Gene Ontology annotation, cellular component: exon-exon junction complex. Bases 127 to 2637 code for a protein of 836 amino acids. Gene Ontology annotation, biological process: mRNA processing.